Molecule: messenger RNA, 2487 nt
Organism: Periophthalmus magnuspinnatus
Lineage: Eukaryota; Metazoa; Chordata; Actinopteri; Gobiiformes; Gobiidae
Gene: znf653
Product: zinc finger protein 653
Exons: 10
Coding region: 20-1834 (604 amino acids)
Biological process (GO): regulation of transcription by RNA polymerase II
Cellular component (GO): nucleus
Molecular function (GO): transcription coregulator activity
Source: RefSeq, a predicted model, not a curated record
AACAUCAGCUGUAGCCAAGAUGGCGCAUGCAGAGGCAGAUUUAACGGUUUCUCAUGGCUCUGAUCCAGAAGUAGAGCAUGAAAUAGGGGUGUAUAGGCGCUGCAGAGGGCGGCCGAGACUCACAGACUCGGAUCGAGCCAGGAGACGACAUGAGUCCCGCAAGAAAUACGAUAUUAGGAGAGUGUACCUCGGGGAAGCGCAUAAGCUGUGGAGUGAGCUGCGCCGGAGAACCAGCUUGAGUGAUGCUGGGCUGGCAGAGUACCUGAUCCUGCUCCACUCUACUCAUGGAGAGAGAGACCAGGACAAGCACUGUGGGGAGAAGACUGGAAUAGAAGACAACUCAUCAAAUCAGAAAAGUGACAGUAGGGGGUGUGUGUCCAGCCUGCAGAGUCUUGUCCACUGGUACCAGGAGCACUGUGAGGCCUGUCUCCUGGAGCCCGAACUCAGGUCUCUGGAGUUUCAGCCUGACUCGCCCACAGCUGCUCUGUGGCAGUGUGAUUCUGGGCACUCUUUCACUCAGUACCUGUACACCCCACAGUCUGCUGAGGCCAGUGACUGUGAGCAGGACGAGGUGGGGCACACGGAGGCGGAGCCACUGAGCACAGCGGGAACUUCAGUCUCUAAAGUUAAAAGAUCUGUGGGAAGGAGGAGACGAAGACGGACUCGUAGAAAAUCAAAAGGCGUGGAAGAAAAUGAGCCUAUUGCAAAUGUUCAACAUGACUCUCCACCUGCCUCUCCGGAUCCGUCUAGUGCCAUAACAGAGACAGAGCCCCCCCCGGUUUGGGACAUGGAGGGGUCCCCUAGUGCCUUUCAUUCUGAGGAUGAUUGUCAAGACCUGAGAGUAGCUGAGGACAGAGAAUUGCAAAUACACAGGAAUGUGCCAGAGGGAUACCGGUGUGUGUCUUUGGUGAAUAAAGUGGACGGCAUGAAUGCGGAGUCAGUACUGAGUGGAUCUGUACCUCCAUCCAUGCAUGUACAAGACCAGACCACACUCUAUGGCCCUCAAAGUCUGCAGAGCAUAGUCAACUGUGAGCUUCCUGACCAGAGGAGCGCGUUUGAAGCCUCGCAGUUGAUCAUCAUCACAGGGCCCAGCUAUGAGGCAUUAGCAUCAGAGGGUAUUCAGCUUAACAUGACCAAUGGAGCCAAUAUGGAGGAGGUCACCUGCACUGUCAUUGGAAAUGUUUCCUACAACCAGAUCUGUCCCCUGGACACUAAACCCAGGAUACUGCAGGACCAUUCUGCAACUGAUAUAGAUUUGAGUGCCCAACAGCUGCAUCUGAAGGCUGAAGACCCUCAGGAGAUGGUCCCUGACAGAGAACUACACCGGAGCAGAAGAAGAAGUAGACGUGGUCCAGUGAUUGAGGCAGACGGGAUGUUGAAGAUGUUCCACUGUCCUUACGAGGGCUGCAGUCAGGUGUAUGUGGCCAUAAGCAGCUUUCAGAAUCACGUCAACUUAGUCCACAGAAAAGGCCGAACCAAAGUGUGUCCACAUCCAGGGUGUGGGAAGAAGUUCUAUCUGUCCAAUCAUCUCCACCGGCAUAUGAUCAUCCAUUCAGGAGUUCGAGACUUCACCUGUGAGACAUGUGGGAAAUCAUUCAAACGCAAGAAUCAUCUCGAGGUCCACAGGCGCACCCACACAGGAGAGACCCCACUGCAGUGUGAGAUCUGUGGAUACCAGUGUCGUCAGAGGGCCUCCCUGAACUGGCACAUGAAGAAGCACACCUCAGAGGCACAGUACAACUUCACCUGUGACUUCUGCCAUAAGAGGUUUGAGAGGCUGGAAAGUGUCAAGUUCCACAAACUGAAAAGUCACCCGGACAAACUAUUGACAUGAAAUGUGCUAUACACACUGCUGCUGCUACUGCUGUUCACACGCAGAUCCAGGUUUGAAAUAUGGAAGGGACAAAAAGAACAGUUGUGCAGGACAUUAGCUGUCUUUACAACCAAAGCAUGUUUUGGCAUGAACAAUAAUAAUAGAGAACAUUUUCAAUUGGGUUGUAUGUGGUGCUUGCAGAAUAAUAAUUUUGUUCCAACGUCUCGUAUUAUUACUUUAUUUAAAAGUGCAAAUUGUCUCCUACUGGUUUGUCAGACAUGCUACUGUUCACAUAAUGAGACAUAGUAUUAGCAUUUGAACACACAAUAAUCUAUAAACAGAAAUUAUUUACAAGCACUCUAUGCAACCUUAUUAAAAUGGCCAAUGAAUCAAAAAUGUGUGAAAUUAUUUAAAUUCAGUUUCUACCUCUAAUGGAUUUAGACGGUACUCUGGUUGCUGUUGACUUUGAUAAGGACAUUUUUGAUAUUUUCCCACCCAUGUUUCUCCAAAAGGACCUUUUGUAGGCCAUUUUUGUUUCAUUACCUUGAAAAAUGCUUAUUAUACAUAUAAUUUACUUGUACAGUAUUUGUUCUCUCAGUAUUUAAACACUUUUACAAAAGAUAAAUUAUUUUGUAAUAGAAGUAUUUAUUCUUAAUAAAACGUAUGUGAUAAUU